AAGGCCAACUCGAAACCCCAUACUACGGCCGCUACCAAGGCGAACCCAGUAAAGCUCCAUAUCCAUCGCGGUUGCGUUGAUUACCCAACCUUAACACCCGAGCUCCUGAAGCUGCGCCAUGACCACCACCGGCACGCUGGCGACGGCGCCUGACCCGCCCGAGGCCCUGGACGUGGUCGAGACACCCACCUCGCCGUCGUCGAACCUGGCCCGGUCGCGCUUCGAGUUCGAGACGGACAAGCGCAACGAGGGAACCAAGAUUCUUAUGGUCGAGUGGGAUGAUAACGCCUCGGUUCAAAAGCAAGAAGACGAGGCCGGCUCCGGUAGAGGGUACGAGCAGAGCAGUGGUGGUGGUGGUGGCUGGGACGUGUCAUGGGAGGGCAAAGGGGCGGUGCUCCCGGUCUGGGAUGUCGAUCCGGAAACCAGCAGCAACGACAACAUACAACGCGUCUACUACCUCUUGCCCCCCGGCGCUCCUAUCCCAACUCUGGUCAGCAUCGCCCGCGAAGGCCGAAGCGGCGAGCCCCGCGCAACAAUUCUACGGACCAAGCCCCUGCCCGCCAUCUUCCCCGCGGAGUUGACAAGCAAACAAGAUGCCGGACGGCGCGGCGUGCUGCACACCAUGUGGGCGAAGAAACGAGUGGCGGAGCUGCGGGCCGAGAUCGAGGCCGAGAUGCGCACGAACGGCGAGAGCGUCGGGCUCGAGAUGGCCCUGCAGGAGCUGCAGUGGAUUGUCGACCAUUUUGGACUGGUGCCCGACCCGGGACUGCCGCAGUCGACAAGACUCCUUAUCCCCCAAAACCCGGCCGGCCCGGCGAGCCCGAGGAGCCCCCUAGGAGGCAGGCUAGGGGAGAAGCUCAGGGGGCUAAAACUCGCGACCAGCCCGGCAGAGCUGGCCGCUGCUAGUCAAGCAGCUGCAAAAAGCGCCCAAGGGCCGCAAACGCACCCCUUGGUCACGUCGGUUUCCCCACCGGCUUCGGGCAUAUCUGUAUCAGCAAUCCUGGGCUCGGGCGGCGGCGGCGUUGGAUCGCUGAAUGCAAUUGUAGGGGGCGCGGUAGCACCGGCCACUGCCGCAAGGUUUGGAGAUGGAGAGGAGGCCAACGAGGAGGAACUAUUCGCCCUUCCCAUGAGUCCCCGGAGCCCGGAGAUGAAGAGGAGUCCGUUCAGUAUUUUAUAGACGAUGAUGAUGUAUACCCGCGGACAUCGGCUGCUGUCACCGGCCGCUUGGUGUCCGCUCGCAUGUUGCGCUUGAGUUUAUACGGGACAUGUUUGUGCCCUCUCAGGCUUGGUCGGGUCAUGGACUCAAACGACACACGGGCGUAUAAAGGGCAGAGGGAAGAGGUCAUGGCUACCUUGCGAACCCGG
Parathielavia appendiculata is the source of this 1365-nucleotide messenger RNA. RefSeq lists its product as uncharacterized. The transcript is spliced from 2 exons. The coding region runs from base 119 to 1177 and encodes 352 amino acids. The record is from RefSeq and is a predicted model, not a curated record. NCBI's taxonomy places the organism in Eukaryota, Fungi, Ascomycota, Sordariomycetes, Sordariales, Chaetomiaceae.